AUGCAAACUAUCAGACGGUCCACUGAGCAGGUUGUACCAACCGGAGAAAUUCAAAAAGAUGAAAGCGAAGAAGAGGUGUUUUUUCAAGACGUUGACAUUCUUCAAACACAUGGAAUUAAUGUGGCUGACAUCAAGAAGCUGCAAGGGGUCGGGAUUUGUACAGUAAAAGGAAUAAUGAUGACAACAAAAAGGCGACUGUGUGACGUUAAGGGUUUGUCGGAAGUAAAAGUUGAUAAAAUUAAGGAGAUUGCAGCAAAAAUUUUGAAUUACGGGUUCAUUACCGCAUCGGCUGUUGCGGAGAGAAGGAAACUGUGUUUCCGCAUUUCAACAGGAAGUAAGGAACUGGAUAAGUUGAUAGGUGGUGGAGUGGAAAGUCAGUCAAUAACGGAAGUUUUUGGGGAAUAUCGUACUGGUAAAACCCAGUUGUCUCAUACACUUUGUGUCACAUGUCAAUUCCCAAACGAAACUGGGACGUUUAAAGGAGGAAAAAUCAUUUAUAUAGACACGGAAAACACGUUUAGACCAGACCGCCUAAGGCAGAUAUGCGACCGGUUUAAUGUUGAUCAAGAAUCUGCUCUGGAUAAUGUUUUGUACGCGCGGGCCUACACGUCUGAACAUCAAAUGGAAUUACUUGACUACGUUGCCGCUAAAUUCCAUGAGGAACUUGGAAUUUUCAAACUCCUGAUUGUUGACUCUGUGAUGGCUUUGUUUCGAGUUGAUUACAGCGGACGCGGUGAACUUGCAGAGAGGCAACAAAAGCUUGGACAAAUGCUCUCCCGCUUACAGCGUCUUUCGCGUCACCUGAAGUUGUUCCAGAAAAUUGCAGAGGAGUACAAUGUGGCAGUCUUUAUUACUAACCAAAUGACAGCUGAUCCCGGGGCUGGUAUGACUUUUCAAGCAGACCCUAAAAAGCCAAUUGGUGGACAUAUACUUGCCCAUGCCUCUACAACACGAAUAAUGCUAAAAAAGGGCCGGGGUGAGACAAGGAUAGCGAAAAUUUAUGACUCGCCAGAUAUGCCUGAAAACGAAGCCAUGUUUGCGAUAUCUGUAGGAGGCGUGAUUGAUGCCAAAGACUGA
Messenger RNA from Enterobius vermicularis (human pinworm), 1077 nucleotides. The record is from the annotation of a GenBank genome assembly. NCBI's taxonomy places the organism in Eukaryota, Metazoa, Nematoda, Chromadorea, Rhabditida, Oxyuridae.